AUGGAUAGAGUAUUGGGUGGGCUAUAUAUUGGAUCUUACCUAAGUUUAACAGGUAGCGAGGAAAAUUUCUUUGAACAGAACCAUAUAACCCAUAUAGUUUCAGCUUUUAAAGGUGAAUUAUCAGAAGAUUUUCAAUCAAAGUACACUAUCAAAUCUAUCCCAGUUGAUGAUGAUGAUAUAACGAACAUAAUACAAUAUUUUGAUGAAGCCUGCAUUUUCAUAAACCAGGCAUUAUUCCCAGAUGAAAUAGAUGAGUUUUCUCGGGGUGUUAAGAAACCAUUCAAGACUUGUGUUCUUGUGAUCUGUCAAGCCGGAGUUUCAAGAUCUUCAACUAUAUUAGCUGCUUAUUUGAUGAAGAAAUACAAUUUGUCACCUGAUCAAGCCAUUCAUGCCAUACAGAGAAAAAGAUCAAUAGCACAACCAAAUGAUAAUUUCAAAGAACAAUUGGACUUAUAUCACGAAUUAGAUUGCCAACUUGAUGAAAAAAAUCCAAUUUAUAGACAAUGGCUACUACAACAUUCAUUAAAAAUAGAUCCAACAGGUCAAUCAAUUCUAUCUAAAGAUUCAACAUAUGUUGAUGAAGGGAAUGAAGAAGAUUCAAAAGCUUUAACCCAAUUGAGGUGUAAAAGAUGUAGGCAAAAAUUGGCACUUUCAACUUCAUUUGUUGACCAUAUCCCACCUUCAGAAGAUUCCAAACAAUCACAAUUCAUCAAAAAAGCAGCAAAUUCAAGACGUAUUAUUAGCAUUCAAGCUGCUUCAAACACAUGUUCACAUUUUUUUGUUGAACCUCUAAAUUGGAUGAAGAAUGAAUUGCAAGGGAAAGCUGAAAUGGAAGGAAAAUUCCAAUGUCCAAAAUGUGAAACAAAAGUUGGGGGUUAUAGUUGGAAAGGUUCAAGAUGUAGUUGUGGGAAAUGGAUGGUUCCUGCAAUUCAUUUACAACGUGCAAAAGUUGAUGAAAUAAAGUUGGGAAAUAAAUGA
Messenger RNA from Hansenula anomala, 978 nucleotides. It is a transcript of the gene YVH1, whose product is annotated as tyrosine protein phosphatase YVH1. The record is from RefSeq and is a predicted model, not a curated record. Gene Ontology annotation, biological process: protein dephosphorylation. The transcript has a single exon. Gene Ontology annotation, cellular component: nucleus. Bases 1 to 978 code for a protein of 325 amino acids. Gene Ontology annotation, molecular function: protein tyrosine/serine/threonine phosphatase activity. Lineage: Eukaryota; Fungi; Ascomycota; Saccharomycetes; Phaffomycetales; Wickerhamomycetaceae.